This is a messenger RNA of Schistosoma rodhaini, 1868 nucleotides long. The record is from the annotation of a GenBank genome assembly. Lineage: Eukaryota; Metazoa; Platyhelminthes; Trematoda; Strigeidida; Schistosomatidae.
UUUUUACAUAUCGAAUUAUUCAAUUAUAUAAAUUAUCACAGACCAAAUUUUUAAAUUUAAAUAUUUACGUAGUGGCUCAGCUGCCAGGCUCGCUAGUUGGGAACAAAUCAGUACGAGUGAAAUAGAUUUAAAUGAUUUAGGUAAGAAAAAUAAAAAGAAUGAUUCUAAUCCAAAACAAAAGAUUUCAAUUCUCAAUACAACUGAAUCAAAUCGGGAUAUUACUAUCCAAGAAACCAAACCUAUUCCAUUACAAAAAUGUAAAUCAAUAUGUACAGGUAAAAUUAGUAAUGCUAAUGAGAUCAAUAUUAAAUCCCUUAUUAAUCAAAAUGAAUUAUUACGUCAAGAUAAUGUAAAUUUAUUAAAAUAUGUAAAUAAAGAAGAAAUAAAUGAGAGAAAAUCCAAUGUAAAAAAGCCAGCAAGUACAACAUAUAUACAUGGUCACCAUGUGAAAUUUUCACGUCCACAUAUUAAACGUUUUACAUCAUUUAGAACAUCACCGACAUCACCAACAGCAUCAUCAUCAUCAGCAGCAUCAUCGACAACAUUCAAAUCGAUAACUGCACCAAUAAAAUCUUCUUCAUUAAAUAAACUUAGUGAAUGUAUACCGUUAAAAAAUAUUUUUCAUUUACAAACUUCUUCAUCCAUUCCAACAUUGAAAUCAUCAACUAAUGGGCUUAAUACUGUUUCGUGUAAUAACUGUAAUGUUAUCAAAACUACUAAUACAAACAAUAAUAGUAGCAUUAUUUAUGAAGUAAAACCAUCCUCAUCUGUAGAAUAUUCUGAUCAUAUCUUACGUGUUCCAGUACUUGGUAGUCGUCAGUCUGGUAAAACUACAUUAGUUAAACAAUUUAUUAAUUGUAUUGAUCCUGGAAAUCCUUUACCUACUUGUAAACGUCCAGAUUAUUAUGAUCCAAUGAUAUCAUUUAACGAUCGUAUUUAUUAUGUACGUUUAAUAGAUUGUCCACCAAUUGAUAAAAAAUUUCCAACAAAUUCUAUUGAUGAAUGGGAAAAUUAUCGUGGUUGGGGAUUAAGAAAUGCUUCAGCAUUUAUUUUAGUAUUUGAUGUUAAUUCAGAAUCAUCAUUUCAAUAUAUACGUCAAUUACGUGAUCAAAUUGUUAGUGAAUUCAAUGAUAUACCAUUGCUAUUAGUUGCAAAUAAAAUUGAUUUAUUACAACAAAUGGCAAAUGGAUUUAAUACAAAUAACUUUAUACCAUCAUUUUAUUCAACACCUUCUACAUCAUCUUCAGCAACCAUUAUAUCAACACCAGGACAAUCACAAAUCACUCAUUUCAAUAAUUCUAAUUAUCGGUUUAAUAUACGUCGUGAUAUAAAUAUGAUUAUUAAAAAACAAUGGAAACGUACUAUACUUGUAGAAUGCUCUGCUAAAUAUAAUUGGCAUGUUAUGAAUGUUUUUAGAGAAUUAAUGCGUAUUUUAGAGAAUAGAGAACAAGCACAUAAACCUACUGCAGCUAGAGCAGUACAAAAUGCAUUAAGAAAUAAUCAAUGUUCAAUAAUGUGAUUCUUCUUAUUCUUUCCUUAUCCUUCAGUGAAUAAAUGAAUGAAUGAUAACAGAAGUAAGGUACACUUACUAUAACUGCGCAGAAUUAUGUAAAUUAAUUGAUUAUUUUUUAUAAACACAGAUGACGAUGAUGAUGAUGUGAACAAUUAAGAAAUUGUAUCCACAUAAAAAAACAGUCCAGUUCUAGAUAUUUCGAGUUAUUUUUCAGUUUUAUUUCUGCUUCUAUUACUUUUGUUAAUCUUUUUUUCUACUUCUUACUUUCUUUCCCAUUACCUUCCUUCAUUUGAUGAUUAAGUUUAUAUCAUUAGAUGGGAUAUUUUAUGCAGGACAAUGAAGGGGUUAUAGCAAC